Molecule: messenger RNA, 1325 nt
Organism: Xenopus tropicalis (tropical clawed frog)
Lineage: Eukaryota; Metazoa; Chordata; Amphibia; Anura; Pipidae
Gene: abitram
Product: actin binding transcription modulator
Exons: 8
Coding region: 179-889 (236 amino acids)
Cellular component (GO): nuclear speck; nucleus; growth cone
Source: RefSeq, a predicted model, not a curated record
CGUGUUAUUGCAGCGUUCGAUUUCUUAGUGCUAUGACCACUUCCUGUAGGAGGAUAAGAGAACACGCACCGCUUUCAGCGUAGAACCGGAACAGGGAAGAGCUGUUUGCUGCUCUUAUGAUGACAUUUUUUAGUAGGCGCUGAAAUCUUCCUGGGUGCAAUAUUCUGAGAGCCUUUAGAUGGCAGAGGAGUGUAACAAGCUGCUUGAAUUCCCCUCAGUGGUAGAUCGAUAUUUUAAAAGAUGGUACAAAUCAGAUGUAAAGGGAAAGCCAUGUGAAGAUCAUUGCAUACUUCAGCAUUCAAAUCGAAUCUGUAUUAUUACACUAGCAGAAUGUCACCCACUUCUUCAAAAUGGAAAAACCAUUAAAACUAUUAGUUACCAGAUCAGUGCCAAUUGCAGCAGACUGCAGAACAAAGUCUCUGGAAAAUCCAAAAGGGGAAGACCCUUCAUUUUUCAACAAGAUAAUGCCAGACCACAUUCUGCAUCAAUCACAACAUCAUGGCUGCGUAGGAGAAGGAUCCGGGUACUGAAAUGGCCAGUCUGCAGUCCAGAUCUUUCACCUAUAGAGAACAUUUGGCACAUCAUACAGAGGAAGGGUGCUCAAUUCCUAACAGAACAUGCUCCAUUAUGUAGAAUAUCCAGCACAGAUGGUGAAGAAUACACUAUAUACAGUUGUAUCAGAGGUCGACUCCUAGAAGUAAAUGAAAAUAUCCUUCAAAAUCCUGAAUUAUUGAAAGAAAAGCCAUCCACAGAAGGUUAUAUUGCAGUUGUGCUUCCUAAAUUUGAAGAGAGCAAAACUGUUACAGAAGGACUUCUGUCUCAGCAAGAAUAUGAAGAAAUUUUACUGAGUCGUGCUGCUGUUGGAUCCGGGACUGUGUCGGCAGUGUAAUCUCUAUAGGCUUCUGAAUUGACUCAAUACACUUACCUCCAAGAGCAAAAUGACUUCUUUAAACAGCAAUGCAUCAGAAGGCAAAGAAGUUUGGCAUAUGUUUUAUUUUAAAGUUUAUUUUGUGCAACAUAUGAAUAAGUAGCAAAUAAUUUAUACCAGGACCAUAGAACAGCCUUAGUAAUCUUAAUGUCAUGUGACUUUAAAGCACUAAACAAAUUACGGUGACAAAUUUCUUAGUCUAUAGAUUAUAGUUUUUUGAGUAUUCUACUGAAUCCAAAAUUUUUUUGAUGCAUUCCUAGUCAGUGUGUAGUUUUUGUAUUAAAGUCUAUUUCUGGCUUACAAACAUUUGGUUUUACUAGGAUUUGUAUUUCUGCCAGGCACCGACUGUGGUACUUGAAGGCUGCAGAACAAAAAAUAAACCUGGUAUGAAAAUUCA